UAAAAGUGUUCUUAAUCAUGAGAUGUGAAUGUGAAAAAUGUUCUCAUUGAGUUUUAGAAAACUUGGAGUCUUGGAGUAAUCUGGGAUGGCUAUUCUAGUCUCCGUAGAUGAGGAUAAUGGAGAAUGUGGACACCAUUUGGCUAAGGAUGGGUCGAGGCUGGGAUCUGGUGUAAAAACCUUGGAUGAGAAACAGCAGGUUUUAAAACCACAAGUUGGCAGAGUGUUCAGUGCUCCAUCAGCUUUACGCAACACUGGCAGAAAGGGGUUAAGAACUAUACAAAAGUCAGUGAAGACUAAUACCUCCUCAAACAAAACAACUUUCACUGUGAAAAAGGUCACCAGGGAGAUUGUUAAAGUACAAAGUUCUGUUCCAGAAAUAGAAAAAUUCUUCCUCUUCAAUCUUCUAGACCAAUGGUCCUCAAUGUGUGGGUCGUGACCCCAUAAGGAGUCAAAUGACACCUUUCAUAGGGGUUGUAUAUCAGAUAUUUACAAUUCAAAACAGUAGCAAAAUUACAGUUAUGA
This is a messenger RNA of Peromyscus leucopus (white-footed mouse), 522 nucleotides long. Its product is annotated as securin-like. Gene Ontology annotation, biological process: chromosome organization. The record is from RefSeq and is a predicted model, not a curated record. NCBI's taxonomy places the organism in Eukaryota, Metazoa, Chordata, Mammalia, Rodentia, Cricetidae. Gene Ontology annotation, cellular component: cytoplasm; nucleus.